Monascus purpureus is the source of this 1807-nucleotide messenger RNA. NCBI's taxonomy places the organism in Eukaryota, Fungi, Ascomycota, Eurotiomycetes, Eurotiales, Aspergillaceae. The record is from the annotation of a GenBank genome assembly.
AUGUCGGCCCAACGGUUUUAUCUCCUCGGAGAACCAGAGUCCUCCGCGAAGUACAUCGACCUCGAUGGAUCAUUGGAUCUCGACAGCCUGAAAAACUUGAUCGCUGCGAAUUUUGCCAUAGUUGAACCGAAUGGAAUCGGGUUUCAAACUCAGGAUAUUUGCCUCUCAGAUGCGUCCGAAGUCAUCGCUUCAGAGGGUCCUGUAGCCAUCACGAUUGAUGGCCAUGCCGUGCGCGAACCUGCAGGUCCUCCAGGAUUGCCUAUCGUGGGUACCUACUUCCAGGUGUUUCCCGACCACCUUGGGAACCACCAGCGUCUGUUCGAACAGUAUGGUCCCAUCAUCAAAACCACCAACCUGGGCCGCACGACAUACCAAACCAACGAUCCUCAGAUCUCUGCAAUUGUGUUGGCCGAGUCCGACUUCUUCUCGAAGAAGAUCAACGAGGCCCAUCCGCUGCACGCCCUGAAAACACCGUCUGCCGGUAUCUUUUUGGGCGACACGGAGACUGCGGAAUGGAAGGUAACUCACAAGUUCUUGCCUCCUGCUCUGGGUCCGAAGGCUGUCCGCCACUAUGCUCCAACCAUGCAGAAGACGGUGGAGGAUGCCUACAAGGUCUUCGAUGCCCUUGAUGAACAGGAGGAGGCCUGGAACGUCUAUCAGUAUAUGCUCAAACUUGGCUCCCAGGCGGUUGGAAAGCUCACUCUUGGAUUGGAUUUCCAACACUUCACUUCGCCGGAUACGCCUUUACACGAGAUGGUGCACUUGAUCGCCGAGGUGCUCUCCCUCAACAAGAAAGUUACAUCGAAGGGCGACUGGUAUGGCAGACUGCCUUUCGGCGACCCACAGAGAUUGAGGAAUUGUAAGGCCCGGAUUGAGCAGAUGGUGGAUGAGUCUAUCCGCAAGGCCGAACGAGGUGGUGUUGAAGAUCUACCUCUGCAGGACGCGGCAUUGCGGGCGUCAAACAUGGUCGACUACGCAGUCCGUGCUACCGAUAACAAGGGUGAGAAACUUCCCAAGACAAGCCUGGUCUGGUCGCUUGUCGUCGCGACAGCUGCUGGAUUUACAACAACCAGCUCACUACUCUCAUGGCUGAUCUACGGCUUGGUCACCUACCCGGGGGUGCAGGACAGGCUGCUUCAGGAACUGAUCGACAACGGCUUCAACGAAGACACGGAGAUCACAGCGGACUUUACAGAAAAGUUAACCUUUCUCGAUAAAUAUAUCAAGGAGACCCAGCGUCGACACAAUCCCUCGUUCCAGCCGGGACGAACCGCCAAAGUCGACCUCGUCCUACCGGGGGGCUACAAACUGCCCAAGGACGCAGUGGUGAUUCCAGCUCUGCAUCAUAUCCAUAACAAUCCCGACAUCUGGGACAACCCUAAUCGCUUCAACCCGGACCGGUGGGACACAGAGGAAGUGAAGAACAGACACAAGGCUGCUUACAUCCCCUUUGCCAUUGGGCCACGCAUGUGUAUCGGGUUCAAUUUCGCGCUGCAGGAAAUCAAGGUCUUCCUUCCCAAGCUGGUCUAUCGUUACAAGUUUUCCAGGGAAGGAGACGGACCGAUCGAAUAUGACCCCAUGUUCCAGCUUAUUCGGCCUAACAAUCUGUAUGUGAGGGCAGAAAGGAGAGUGAAGUGGCCGCCCAAGACGAGUGAUACUGUUGCAAACAAGGCUGCCUAGGAGAUUUAUUGAUCAGGAGAGCUGUUUUGUUUAUUUCUUUGGAUUAUCUUUUCCCAUUUGUGUUUAGACUAGACUGUACAGACAUACAAUAGACAGGAAUAAAGGGCAAUGCAAGUUACCAACUAAU